UUUCAAACAGUCAGGGUCGCAGUGAAUUUUAUUCUCCAUUUUUUGGACAUGAGCUGAUAUCUAAGCAGGAUCGGUUCCUGAUUCGUUCUUCACCAGGGGUAGUAGGGUUUCGUUGAAAUUGCACGAGCGCAAUGGAAGAAGAAAUUCAAAAUCAACCCCAAUCCGAAGUCCAACAUCACGAGUUAGGGCUCGAGCUUCAAUCUCUGACAAAUCAAUCGCUUCCGCCUAAUGCCUAUCCCCAAACCCCUGUUGAAAGCAGGCCACUGCUGUCUGAAGAUAAUGAAGGUGAGGUUGAUGAAGAAGAUGAGAAAGCUAUGCAAAUCAUCUGCAAUGAGCUUCAGGACUUGGUGCUGAGUCAGGCGUAUCACGAUCGUGAGACAAACCCGAGCUUAGAAGAAUCAGGCAAACCUUGCGAUGGAUAUGACGGUUAUGGGUAUGGAUAUGGUGAUCAUAAUGGGUACAAUAUAUAUGGUGAUGAUGAUAUGACCGGAGAUGGGGUUGGGAUUCCAAAUGGGGUUGACGAAGUGUCUUUUGAAGGGGACAAAGCUGGUAGUGGGUGGUUUAAUUCUAGUGUUGGUCAUGGUAAGAAAUUUGUUUUCAACUAUCCUUUGAGACCCGAUGCAGAGGAUUGUGCCUUCUAUAUGAAAACUGGCACCUGCAAAUUUGGAUUCCAAUGCAAGUUCAAUCACCCCAGACGAAAAUCACAGUGGCCUAAAGACAAGGGGAUGCUAAAAGAAAAUAACCCAGAAAGAACAGUGCAGACAGAAUGCAAGUAUUACCUUAGUACGGGUGGCUGCAAAUAUGGGAAAAACUGCAAAUACAAUCAUAGCAGGGAAAAGUUUCAAGUGUCACUGGUUCAGGAGUUUAAUUUCCUUGGCCUGCCAAUGCGAACGGGAGAAAAGGAAUGUCCAUACUAUAUGCGUACUGGCUCAUGCAAGUAUGGAUCAAACUGCAGAUUUCAUCAUCCUGAGCCCACCAUUGUGGCAGGAGAUGACUCUUCUUCUUCUGGAUAUAACAAAGGAAGGUCUGUUUCAAUGCAAGGUACCACCACUCAGUCGAACGUGAGUUCUUGGUCUCAUUCGUCCAGAGCAAUGCAUGAGACAACAUCAUAUGUUCCUCCUAUGAUAUAUCCCCCAACUCCAGGCAUUCCUUCUCCCUCUCCAGAAUGGAAUAGUUAUCAGGCACCCAUCUACCAAGCAUCUGAGAAGAGCCUUCCUACACCUCCUGCAUUUGCCAUGAGCAACUCUGUGUUAGAAAAGUUCAACCCAACUCAUGUUCCACAAUUUUCACAAUCACCUUUGCUUGGUGAAGAUUAUCCAGAAAGACCUGGUCAACCUGAAUGCAGUUACUUCAUAAAAACUGGUGACUGUAAAUAUAAAUCUAAUUGCAAGUUUCAUCAUCCGAAGAAUCAAUUGCCCAGGAUGCAAGCACUUUUUAAUGACAAGGGCCUGCCUCUAAGACCUGAACAAGCAAUUUGCUCAUUUUAUAGUCGAUAUGGAAUUUGCAAGUUUGGACCGGGUUGUAGAUUCGACCAUACCGAUCAUUACAGCCACCCGUCUUCUGCAUGGUCAGAUUUUGAUCAGCCUCAAUUUGGUAGGUCUGAGGCUGUGGAUGGGGAUAGGGUGGGAGUGAGGAAAGGAAAUGGAAGCGGAUCUUUAGUAAAACAGUCUGUGUAAGUUUCAGUAGUUUCCGCCCACAUGCUGUGUGUGUGAUGAUCUACUUUGACUUACAGGAGUGUUUUUACUUGAAACACCAAGUGCCGGGGUAUCCUCGUGAAAUUUCAGCACACACCAUCUUCAAGAUGCCUAAGCCAGGAAUAUGAUUUUGUAAAUUACACAGCACUGUUGUGUUGCGGUGGUAGAUAUUUCACGUCAUUCGUAGGAAGUUGCUACUCACAAUGGCUUUUAAUUUAUUUAUUUAUUUAUGUGCUUACAAAUAUUUUCAAGUAUCCUUGAAUUUUGCCAUUUUGGUAUUGCUGCUUAGCAUUCCGUCAUUCAUGUCCCAGUCCUACUCUCCUGAACCAUACGAAUUAUCAGGUUGUCUUUGAUAGAUCCUUUCUAAACCAACGACACUGGUGGGAGGUCUCCUGAUUUAGUCUUAUCUUUUGUAAUAAAAUAUGAGGCAACACCAAAAAUCUAUUUAGCAUAGCUCAUUUUCCACAUUACUUUCAAGCACAGCUUCCACGCCUGGUUAGUUCUCUGUAUUGAAUAAUUUGAGGAGUGAACCAGAACUGGUACCCACCUGCAGCCUCUGCAGACUGCAGGGGCGGUUCCAAGUGUUUUUGUUCAGUGUGACCCCAAUUCAAAAAAACAUAAUCAAUAAAUAAAAACAUUGCCAGUGAUAUAUUCAUGUGCCUCCUUCAAAAUGGACCAGCUAUGGUUUUGAACUUUUGACCAGGAUGGUUAGAAUUGUUUUUUAAACUAUGCUACAAAACAAGACCGGAGCUCAUUUUGCAAUUGGACAGAUGCUUUUUUGGGGCCUGAACCAGUGCUGAUACAAAAUUUCUGGUCCCGAUUCCAUAUAGGAAGGAGAGCUGGAGAGAUCGGCAAUGACUGAUGAUGGAGGGUGAAUGCUAGGCCUAGGAGGGAUUGAGGGUGAAGACCUCAAAGUUGACUUUUUUAUCCCAUGAAUGCAAUUAGCAUAAGACAGAUUUAGAGCCGGUUUGACAAUACCUAAAUUGGUUGUGUUGGUCGAUUCUGUUGAAAUUUAUGAUGUUUGACUGAAGUUGUUGGAUUGGUUGAUUCUGCUAAUUUAUGAAAAAAUAGUUAAAAUGAUCUUCUGCAGUAACUUCAGCCAAAACAAUCAAAAAAGUAACUGCAACCUUAUUUUUCUUAUUACUAUCAUAUUA
Messenger RNA from Cuscuta epithymum, 2848 nucleotides. NCBI's taxonomy places the organism in Eukaryota, Viridiplantae, Streptophyta, Magnoliopsida, Solanales, Convolvulaceae. The record is from the annotation of a GenBank genome assembly.